This is a messenger RNA of Asterias rubens (European starfish), 2658 nucleotides long. RefSeq names its product carnitine O-palmitoyltransferase 1, liver isoform-like. Gene Ontology annotation, biological process: fatty acid metabolic process; carnitine metabolic process. The transcript has 19 exons. The record is from RefSeq and is a predicted model, not a curated record. NCBI's taxonomy places the organism in Eukaryota, Metazoa, Echinodermata, Asteroidea, Forcipulatida, Asteriidae. Bases 120 to 2519 code for a protein of 799 amino acids. Gene Ontology annotation, molecular function: carnitine O-palmitoyltransferase activity. Gene Ontology annotation, cellular component: mitochondrion.
CUGCCCGAAUCGCAUCAGGCUGAAAACGCGGCUAGGGAGCUAUCACUGAAACCGAUAACGUAGUGUGUGCUUGUUCGUGAAUGCUGAGAAUUCCGUGAAGCAAGAAAGACCACAACAAGAUGGCUGAAGCCCAUGCGGCUGUGGCCUUCCAGUUCACAGUCACCAAUGAAGGAAUCGAUUUUGACAUCAACCAUGAAGCCCUGAAGGCUGUCUUUGAAAGCGGCCGCCGAUCCUGGGUCAAGAGAUUCAGACGAUUCCAGAAUGGGAUGGUAAACACCACCUACCCAGCUAGCCCGGCCAGCUGGUUGGCUGUACUGACAGCUGUUACGGCUCUAACUCUGGCCCGUGUUGAUCCUUCCAUGGGAAUGAUUGAGAAACUCAAGAAUAACUUCCUGCCAGUGGAGUACCUUGGAGCAACACCUGCCAUCUACCUUUCCACAGCAAUCUAUGCCACGUUGCUGUGGCUGGUCAUCAUCUUCUCAGUCCGGUUCAUCUUGAAGCGUCUGCUUUCCUACAAGGGGUUCAUGUAUGAAGGCAGGGGGAAGGUCUCCCUCAAGACCAAGAUAUGGACUGUGCUGCUCAGGUGUUUUGCUACUCGUAAGCCACGUCUGUUUGGCUACCAGAAUGCACUACCUAAUCUACCAUUGCCACCACUCAAGGACACAAUGAGGCGUUAUUUGCUGUCGGUAAGAGGUUUUCUGAAUGACGAGGAGUUUGAACGUAUGGAGCUGCUGGUUAAAGACUUUGAGGUUGGUUUGGGACCACGCCUCCAACGUUACCUUCGCCUGAAGUGGUGGUGGUCCACCAACUAUGUGAGUGACUGGUGGGAGGAGUAUGUGUACUUGAGAGGCCGGGCUCCGAUCAUGGUCAAUAGUAACUACUAUGGCAUGGAUGCUAUUGCAAUGGCACCCACAUUUAUGCAAGCUGCCCGCGCGGCCAACCAGACCACAGGUCUCCUGACCUUCCGUCGAGAGAUAGAGCGGGAAACGUUGAAGCCUCUGAUCAUUCAGGGAAUGAUCCCUCUCUGCUCCUACCAGUAUGAACGUUUGUUCAACACCACACGCAUUCCUGGUCUGGAGACGGACAAGGUGGUACAUCUGAAGGACAGCAAACAUGUUGCUGUCAUGUCGCGAGGGCGCUUCUACAAGGUGGUGUUUCAGGUCAACGGGAAGAUGCUGAAUCCUGCUGAGCUGCAGAAGCAGUACCAGUUGAUUAUAGAUGACCCAGUAGGACCCAUGGAUGGGGAGGAGCACUUGGCUGCUCUAACAGCUGGUGACAGGAUCCCAUGGGCUUUGGCUCGGCAGAGGUUCUUCAUGCGUGGGGUCAAUAAAGUAUCAUUGAAGGCCAUAGAGACGGCAGCGUUUAUGGUUGUGCUUGACGACGAGGUGCAGGACUAUGAUACAGAACCACUCAAGAUGAUCCUGUCCAAUCAAACCCUACCACCAUGGUACAAAGAGCGCCCCCAAGAGCUCACUGAUGACCAGAAACCAUCACCAGCACAGGAUGAAUGGAAUCAGAAUCGCAAACUGGAUCAGUUCAGUCACUCUCUCCUCGCUGGUACUGGACACAAUCGUUGGUUUGAUAAGUGCUUCAACCUCGUCAUCUUCAAGAAUGGCCGAUUGGGAGUCAAUGCUGAACACUCCAUUGCGGAUGCCCCUGUCAUGGCUCAUCUGUUUGAGUAUGCAUUCGGUGAGGACCUGUCUCUGGGUUAUACUGACGAAGGAGCAUGUAAGGGAACAGUAGGAGCCACCUAUGCAUCCCCAACACGCCUAAAGUGGGAGCUGUCAGAGGAGUUGACUAGUGUAAUUGAAACUAGUCUGGACACUGCAAAGAAGAUUGCUGAUGAUCUGGAUUUCCACCUGCUGGUGCACAACCACUUUGGCAAGGGCAAGAUGAAGAAGUGCAAAGUCAGCCCUGAUGGCUUCAUCCAAAUGGGCAUGCAGCUUGCCUACUACAGAGAUGCUGGCAAGUUCAAUUUGACCUACGAGGCUUCAAUGACCCGUUUCUUCAGAGAAGGUCGCACUGAAACUGUCAGACCAUGCACCAUCAGCUCAUGUGACUUUGUCAAAUCCAUGGAAGAUGCUUCAGCAACGAAAGAGGAACGUCUAGCCAAAUUCCACAAGGCAGUAGAUGCCCAUGUGAAUGGUUAUCGUGAUGCUAUGUGUGGCAAAGGUAUCGAUCGACAUCUAUUCUGCCUCUAUGUGGUAUCCAAGUACCUCAAUGAAGACUCUCCUUUCUUGCAGAAGGUGCUGAGUGAGCCAUGGCGUUUGUCAACCAGCCAAACACCCCAUCAGCAGAUGAACAAUCUGGACCUUGCUAAACAUCCUGAGUUGAUAUCAGCAGGGGGUGGAUUCGGCCCAGUUGCCAAGGAUGGCUAUGGUGUGUCGUACAUCGUUGCUGGUGAGAAUGUCAUCUUCUAUCAUGUCUCCAGCAGUAGGUCAUCACCUAACACUGAUGCGUGGCGCUUCUCCAAACACAUUGAGCAAGCAAAUAUUGACAUCUUGGCUCUCUUCAACUAAGCAGCGACAAACCACCGACAAACCACCAAACAGGACCCAACAAAUUGCAAGUGCACAAACAACGCCUGAUUUCAUAGAGCUGCUGAAGCACACAAUAUUGCUUAACAACUGUUUGCUAAACAAAAAUGAGCUGGUAUAC